UGACAAAAACCCUUGUCUGCGCCCAAAAGGAAAGCAGGGUUUUGGGGAGAAAAAUGAGUGGAGCAGGAACACCAGAUUUCUUCUACAGAGAAGCUCAACGCCUUGGGUAUGUAGCUCGCUCUGCUUUCAAGCUUCUUCAGAUACAAAAACAACACAAGUUGAUAACCCCAGGUUCCUCUGUUCUUGACCUUGGUUGCGCUCCUGGUGCUUGGCUCCAGGUUGCUUGCCAGAGCUUGGGUCCUGUAAAGAAUGGUGGGGCUGUUGUGGGUAUUGAUCUCAAGAAGGUGAAAGUCCCUCCUCGUUACUGUGAUUCAAGGGUUCAAACUGUUUGUGCUGAUGUUAUGAAACUCCCCAAAAACCAAGUUAGGGCACUCUCUCCUCGGCAGAAGGGUUUUUCUGUGGUACUCUCAGACAUGUGUCCCUUGGUUUCUGGUAUCACAACUAGAGAUGCGGCUUUAUCUGCGGAGUUAGGAAUGCAAGCACUUGGUCUGGCUGUUGGUCGAGCAGCAACAGCUCAUCUUGAUGAGGAUAUUAGAACAGACAGGCUGUUAAAUGAUUCUGUGCGCGCUGCAGAUGAUAAUGGUAUAUUGCAACCAGGUGGACACCUAGUAAUUAAGCUUCUAGAGAGUGAGGAUAACAAAGAAUUUAGCCGGAUUUGCAAGCCACUCUUCAGAAAGGCAUCAUGGUUGAGGCCCAAGGCCACGAGGUCUUCAUCGAGAGAGAUUUAUUUGAUUUGUCAAGGUCUACGGUCUUAGGCAGACUUUUCUUUGUUGGGCGAUUUUUCUCUUGUUUCUUGGUUUUAACACAGGAAAACAGAAUAGAAUCAAGAGCUUGCUGGUGAAAGGAAAUGUGGAACUCUAUUCUCUUG
Messenger RNA from Populus euphratica (Euphrates poplar), 868 nucleotides. RefSeq names its product FtsJ-like methyltransferase family protein. Gene Ontology annotation, biological process: RNA methylation. The transcript is spliced from 6 exons. Gene Ontology annotation, molecular function: rRNA (uridine-2'-O-ribose)-methyltransferase activity. The coding region runs from base 54 to 755 and encodes 233 amino acids. The record is from RefSeq and is a predicted model, not a curated record. Lineage: Eukaryota; Viridiplantae; Streptophyta; Magnoliopsida; Malpighiales; Salicaceae.